GCAGCCUUCCUGCUAAUUUUAACGCGUCCAAUGCCGCUGCCGUACCCGAUCAUCGAAGCGCGCUUCCAGAUGCUCGAUGCAUCGAUCGCCAAAGCCGGUGCCACUACCAAGCUCAUUCGCUUGAAUGCGUCCGAUGCGCUGCGCGAGACGGUGCGACAGACGCGCAAACCGUCGCGACGGACGCCGGCAUCGGCCGACGCCAUUCCGCGCUCGACACCAACGACGACAAAGACACCGCUGAUUGACCGGCGGCGGACAAACCAGUACGAAGCCUCCCAUCGCCGGCUGUCGAUGGCAGCAACGCACGCACACCCGUUGUUGCCGUCGACGCCACAGCCUGCGUUUCACACGUGGGGCGAGAGCACGACCAGUAUCGACCCGAAAGAAGCACGUCUGCACGCUGUAGCCCAAGAGACGUGGGCGGCCAUUGAGCAAAGCCUUCAGAACUCACGCCCGUCGACUGCCAACGCCACCUCGACCCCGACGCGGCCGGCUAGCCGCGGGACAAAGGCCAAGUCGGCUGGGGCUACACGCGGUAGCCUCGCAACCUCGACGAGCCGCCACCAGCUGCAGCAAGCGCAGUCGACUGCAGGCGCACCGCCGCAUACCGUAGCGUGGCAUAGCGACGUCGAAGCGUCAGACGACGAUGACGAGCCCGCGAUCGACGAGCCCGAGGGCGAAUCAUCGCGCAGGAUACCAACCAUGGUCGUGCGACGACCACCCCCCACGAUCCGCAAACCGUCGUCCAAGCAGCUUUUGCGCGCCGGAUCGAUCUCGAGCAAACUGCCACGAAAUUGGCUCCAAAAAGCCGGAACGUGCAAGGUGUUGUCGCCACAGCCCCCACCGACGCGGGUUCAAAUCGCAGUGCAAAGCACAACUGUGGCGCUGUCCGAGACCGCGCCACCACACGUUGAGGCGCCGGAGCCCGUGGAUAGCGCAGCCAACAUUCACGAUGCGCCCUUCUACUUUCUCGAGAUCCGCCUCGAGCACUCGAGUUCGCUGGCCGGCUGGACGUUUCGCGUGCUCGUGACCGACAUCACCGCCACGGACCGCCCCCAAAUUCUCAUAUCCAACAUGACCUGCAACGACGCGCACUGCAUUCUAUUUCUCGACCCCAUCACAAAGGCGUUCACGACGUUGUUCAACCCGCUUUUGUAUUUUGACCAUGUGACGUUACCGAUCGAGCUCUAUGAUCACUCGCUGCACAUCCAAGUCAUUUCAGAGACACCGAUACAAAAGCCGAUCGUUGACACCUACGUCCACUACACCGUCGGGCCCGACGACAACACGCCGCUUCCCGACCUCGAGCCGCUUCAGCUCGAGUCCGACGCCAAGACGCCGGUGGCACCCUGUAGCACCCUCGACAAUAGCGCCUACAUCUACGCCAACCAUUUUGAAGCCAGGACGGUCAGCUCUCCAACCAAGCCAAUCGCACCGCUCAUCCAAAACGCACCACAGACGCCAUUCGAAGCGCGCAAGAACGAACUUCAGCGCAUGCGCCAGUCGAUGCGGAACGAACUCCUACUUGAGCAACAGCGCCUCUCGCUCUCGCUCCGGUGAUGCAAAUCGUAGCCCGAAAGACCUUUGGAUAGAUCGAAUCGAAUGGAGUCAGCGAUAGGAUAGAUAGGAUCGCGUCGUAUGGAUUGUACAAACAUCAUUGUACGCAUA
Saprolegnia diclina VS20 is the source of this 1668-nucleotide messenger RNA. RefSeq lists its product as hypothetical. The record is from RefSeq and is a predicted model, not a curated record. Lineage: Eukaryota; Oomycota; Saprolegniomycetes; Saprolegniales; Saprolegniaceae. The transcript is spliced from 10 exons. Bases 31 to 1560 code for a protein of 509 amino acids.